AUGGCCGUUGCGCGCACCAUGCGGCGCACGAGUCCAAUUACAAUCAUACUUGCCUGCCUGUUGGCGUUCGGUUUUCUCUGCUUUUUGCUCUCCUCGCCGUCGCCCCCGGCCUCAUCCUCACCUCCCCCCACCACCGAAUCAAGGCUCGAAGACACAGCAGAGCACCCUCUCUCUCCUCCAACGAAACCAUUUAUCCCGCAACCAGUCUACAAGGAUGGCCACCAGCCGCCUCCCCCGGUCGUCAAGUACAACCUCAACAGCCUUACAACCAGCAGCGACGCAUCUAGCCAGGGCGAGCGCGUCCUCAUUCUCACCCCCCUCGCCCGCUUCUACCAAGGAUACUGGGACAAUGUCGAGAAACUUACAUACCCACACGAGCUCAUCUCGCUGGGGUUCAUAGUACCACACACAAAAGAAGGCAACGCCGCGGUGGCAGCGCUCGAAAAGGCCAUCAGCAAGACCCAAACGGGCGCAGUGCCCAACCGCUUCGCAAGCAUCUCAAUCCUCCGGCAAGAUUUCGACCCGCCGCUCCAAUCGCAGGACGAAAAAGAGCGUCACAAACUUGCCAACCAGAAAGCCCGCCGCGAGUCCAUGUCCCGCGCCCGCAACAGCCUCGUCUUCACCACCCUCGGCCCAGGCACUUCCUGGGUCCUCUGGCUGGACUCCGACAUCGUCGAAACCCCGCCAACCCUCGUCCAAGACCUAACCUCCCACAAUCGCCCUGUCAUCGUAGCCAAUUGCUUCCAGCGGUACUACAACAACGACAAUAAGAGACAGGAAGUCCGCCCUUACGAUUUCAAUUCCUGGAUUGAUUCGCCUACGGCCCAGGCUCUCGGCGAUACACUGGGCCCCGACGAUAUUCUGCUCGAGGGAUAUGUCGAGCUCCCUACAUACCGCAGCCUUAUGGCCUACAUGGCCGAUACAAGGAACCCGCGCCCAAACCGCGUUAUCGAUCUCGACGGUGUUGGUGGCACCGCCCUCAUGGUCAAGGCGGAUGUUCACCGCGACGGCGCAAUGUUCCCGCCGUUCCCGUUUUUUCAUCUCGUUGAGACGGAGGGAUUUGCCCGUAUGGCGAAACGCCUGGGGUAUACUGUGCAUGGGCUGCCAGAUUAUUUUGUAUACCAUUAUAACGAGUGA
Molecule: messenger RNA, 1137 nt
Organism: Aspergillus puulaauensis
Lineage: Eukaryota; Fungi; Ascomycota; Eurotiomycetes; Eurotiales; Aspergillaceae
Gene: MNN9
Product: mannosyltransferase complex subunit MNN9
Exons: 2
Coding region: 1-1137 (378 amino acids)
Biological process (GO): cell wall mannoprotein biosynthetic process; protein N-linked glycosylation
Cellular component (GO): mannan polymerase complex
Molecular function (GO): alpha-1,6-mannosyltransferase activity
Source: RefSeq, a predicted model, not a curated record